AUGGCAAAUACGACGAACCAAACCUUCCUCUCCAUCAACGAAUCCAUAACAAGCGACAAAUGGGUUCCUGGCCUAUACCCACUCGACAAAGGCACUGAUGGACAAGCACAGAACGACGAGUCUGCACCUAAGGGCGUUACCGGUAACGGACAGAGCUUGGUGGAGUUGGAGAACACUAAUUACCCAGACUUUGAUAGAGAUCGUGAGAAUCAAGAGGGAGAUUUCGAAGAUGGGUGUGAUGUUUUCGAGGGGUUUGACAAUGAAACUGCAGCAUGGAAGGCUGUUUUUUGUGAGGUCUAA
Messenger RNA from Venustampulla echinocandica, 300 nucleotides. RefSeq lists its product as uncharacterized. The record is from RefSeq and is a predicted model, not a curated record. The transcript is spliced from 2 exons. Bases 1 to 300 code for a protein of 99 amino acids. Lineage: Eukaryota; Fungi; Ascomycota; Leotiomycetes; Helotiales; Pleuroascaceae.